CUACAGUUGGAGUCUGAGGCGACUCACAGAGCCGUCACCAUUGCCAACAGGGCUCGCUGUCCGAUCUACCUGGUGAAUGUGUCCAGUAUGGCUGCUGGAGACAUGAUCAGUGCUGCUAAGAUGCAAGGUAAGGUAGUCCAUGCAGAGACCACUGUAGCCCAUGCGGUGCUGAACGGGAUGCAGUAUUACCACCAGGACUGGUCACAUGCCGCCGCCCACGUCAUCGUCCCUCCUCUUCGCCUCGACCCCAACACACCCAGCUACCUCAUGGGCCUGCUGGGCAAUGACACUCUGAGCGUCGUGGCAUCAGAGCACCGUCCAUUUAGCACCAAGCAGAGAGCUUUGGGCAAAGAGGACUUCACCAAGAUCCCUCAUGGAGUUGCUGGAGUCCAGGACAGGAUGAGUGUCAUCUGGGAGAGAGGAGUGGUGACAGGAAAGAUGGACGAAAAUCGUUUUGUGGCAGUGACGAGCUCUAACGCUGCAAAGAUCUACAACCUGUACCCUCGCAAGGGCCGCAUCAUCGCCGGGGCAGAUGCCGAUGUGGUGGUUUGGGAUCCAGAUGCAACAAGGACAAUCUCUGUGAGCACGCAGGUGCAGGGCGGAGACUUCAACCUGUACGAGGGGCUGCGCUGCCACGGCGUUCCUCUGGUCACUAUCAGCCGCGGACGUCUGGUGUGCGAGAACGAUGCGUUCAUGUGCGCAGAGGGAUCUGGAAAGUUCUACUCUCAGCGCACUUUCCCUGACUACCUCUAUAAAAAGAUGGUGCAGAGAGAAAAGACUCAGGCUUACAAAGGAGUCGACAGGGAUCCAUACUCCGGUGACGUGGCCAUGGUGGCGAACACCAUGAAGAAGGAGCUCGGUUUGGGCCCAAUCGAUGGAGAUUCAUCCAACAAGCUCGUUGCUCGGGCGCACCAGGGCGUCCGAGACCUUCACGAGUCGUCCUUCAGCCUCUCUGGCUCCCAGGUGGAUGACCACAUCCCCAAGAGGUCCUCGGCUCGGAUCCUGGCCCCUCCCGGCGGUCGCUCCAGUGGAAUCUGGUAAUCGCCGGUGACGACCUCCAACCGUCCGAGCCUCCUCCAUGUUUUGUAUAUUUCUGAGCAACCAGGAAAACUGCACUGAUUUUCAAUCGCAGGAUUUAAGUUGAGAGGGGAAAAAUAAAUUCCAGCACUUUGUCUGUGAUUAUUGACAAACUAACUGAAGAUUUGCCAAAGUGACUUUUACAAAUCUAAUUUGUGUCUUAAUUGGAGUGACUGAUCUGAUUAAUUGAGAGUGAAGGGCUACCUAUGAAUUUACAUGUUCUGCCAAAUUCAAGCUGACCAUGCUAACAUUGAUAAAGUCUGCUCAUUAUCACCCUGCUCGUAUCCCGUGAAAAAAACGAAACAAACUGUGAAAGAUCAAAACCAGUACAGUUUUUUAAGGUUUGAACUGAAGUGAUGUCGAACGAAUUAUUUAAAAAAAAAUAGUCAAACUGCAUUCAGUGACAUAUCUAUUAAACCCCCGUCACACACACGCGUACACUGUAGACAGCAUAGCUUUAGACUCAUACGACGAUGUGUGCGUGGAUUCUGUUUGUGAUUAAACCGCCCGCUGUGCUCGGCUUCCUGCGGCGCGGCGGGUUUCCUCUAACAGUGUUUUUGUUUCCGAUGGACGAAUCUGUGCUGUGUGGUGAUGAAAUCUAACUGCUUUGUAAAACAGUGUGAUCUUACAGCUGCACUCUCAUCCACCCAACUCCACUGCCUCUGACUGGAACAACACAUUUCCCACAAACAUCCCAGCCUCACCUGUAACAGAGCAGGUUCUGUAGCCUGAGUGGAAUAAUACAACCCGUGGGCUUUACACUCUGGUCCCACGACAGCUGCUGUCGUGGAAACCUCCGCUUGUGUCGUGGCGUCUAUCGACCUCGCAAAGCGCUCGAAGCCCUGAGGAGAAGUCAGUUCAGUUUCUUAAAGAAGGAUGUUGAGCAAGUGAUUUAAAGAUCAGAGUGAAAACAUAAACAGAAGAAUCGUUGCUGCUGUAAUUAGAGCUCAUUUAACUGUUACAGUUUGACUGCUGGGAACACCAGGGUCCUUAUUUAUCAGACUGUGAGUAAAACAAAUUGAAAUCAAAUAUGCACAGUUUUAUACACAAAUGUUCCUUUAAAUUGUAUGUGUGAUUACCAGUGUCUGUGAACAGGCUGAGCAGCGUUAAAGCACAGUCAGCCAUUUUUUAUAUUUUUAUUACUGUCAACAAACCCCAUGUUGUCGUCGGCACUUCAUCAGACUGUUUGAGUCUCAGCUCUGAGCUCGUGUUAGGGAUCGAAAGUUAAUUACAAUGCGUGCAAAGAAAAGUGUUGUGUGAUGUACUUCACGUGUAUUUUUAAAGCUUUUUAAAAAUAUUUUUGCUCAAUGGCACUGAAUUAACAACAUGAGGCUUUGACUGUACUGAUGAUUUGUUAAUGGGACCAAUUUAUUGCUGGUUUUAGUCUUUUUUUAUUGGGAUUUAUCGACAGUAAGAAAAAUCUAGAAUAUCAACAGACAUAUCCUUUAUUUAAAUAAAAUCAGGAUGAGUGUCAAACUCUGUUUUUGUAGAAUAAAGUGUGAUUGUUGUAAGAGCAGCGUGUCUCCUCAGAGCAGAAGGAUUGAGCUGCACAGGCUGAAGAAAACCACUGGUCUCAUUCCUGCCUCACAGUAUUAUAUUUAUACAUGAUCACACAUCCUUGCCUGUGUACUAUCUAUUUAGGGUGUUUGUUUUUAUUUUUUAGUUGAAAGAAUAAAUGUGCCAAUGUGAAUCACCCGUGCCACAUCGACACCCAUGCAUGAAGAGCACCACGAGGAGACGGAGGAGUUGAACGACACAGGUUCACAACAACUGGUGCUUUUUUUUACGAUAACCUACGACGGCUACGUUAUUUUAUUGUUGGACGGUUUUGUUGUGUUGAAGGCACUGUGACUGGUCAGUGUGUGUUUGUAGACUCUUGUUGUGUUGGACAGUGAACCUGUUGAAUCUAUACAUGGCUGCUUGUUUCUUACCACAAGAAUAACAGCAAAGAAUAAAGUGAAAACAAAACCUC
Molecule: messenger RNA, 3049 nt
Organism: Paralichthys olivaceus (Japanese flounder)
Lineage: Eukaryota; Metazoa; Chordata; Actinopteri; Pleuronectiformes; Paralichthyidae
Source: RefSeq, a predicted model, not a curated record